AUGAUGAAGACGACAGUUCUGUUUACGCGAGUUGUGAAACGAAGUUGGCAUUUUACGUUGAUCUCCACGGUCAUGCGUCGAAACGAGGCUGCUUCAUGUAUGGAAAUUACUUCGAAGACGACGAACAGUACACACAAUGCAUGUUGUUCCCAAAACUGAUUUCGAUCAACUCCAGUCAUUUCGACUUCACCGCGUGUAAUUUUUCGGAAAAGAACAUGUACAGUCGUGAUAAACGUGAUGGAAUGUCCAAGGAAGGCAGUGGUCGUGUUGCUGUUUACAAGAUGACUGGUUUACCCCACUGUUACACAUUAGAAUGCAACUAUAACUGUGGCCGAAGUACAAACGCCGUCCCCCCCGCCACGUGCGACGGUGGACGUGCCACACCACCGCCACCCCCCGGCUUUCCACCACGAUACACGCCAGAGAUUUACGAAGAGGUCGGCCGUGCUGUCGCUAUUUCAGCCCUGGAUAUGAUGAAUGCUAACCCGUGGUCAAGACUACCGUUUUCAGAACACAGUUGCUUGGAUGGUUUGAAGAACUGGGUGGGUCGGUACAUAAAGAGUAAUAGAAACACGUCUUGCGUGAUAAAGAGGACUACAAGGGCACUUCCAAAGACAUCAAGUAUUACAAGUGCAAGUUGUCCACCGAUACAUCGCGUCACUGUAGCUACCAAAAUCGUUCGUACGAACCCUGAUCUGACAAGUCAAGCUGGCACAAGUGAAGCUACGAUAAUCGCUAAGAAUCAAGAUGGGGCUGCUUGUAUGCAGAGUAAGUUGUUAACGCAUUAUACUUCCUUGUGUUAAUUCUUUUUUUUUAAG
Messenger RNA from Dendronephthya gigantea, 818 nucleotides. RefSeq names its product cytosolic carboxypeptidase-like protein 5. Bases 96 to 803 code for a protein of 235 amino acids. The transcript is spliced from 4 exons. The record is from RefSeq and is a predicted model, not a curated record. NCBI's taxonomy places the organism in Eukaryota, Metazoa, Cnidaria, Anthozoa, Malacalcyonacea, Nephtheidae.